Tripterygium wilfordii is the source of this 2160-nucleotide messenger RNA. RefSeq names its product acyl-CoA-binding domain-containing protein 4-like. The transcript is spliced from 14 exons. The record is from RefSeq and is a predicted model, not a curated record. Gene Ontology annotation, molecular function: protein binding. Bases 227 to 1795 code for a protein of 522 amino acids. NCBI's taxonomy places the organism in Eukaryota, Viridiplantae, Streptophyta, Magnoliopsida, Celastrales, Celastraceae.
CUUCAAUUCUGUCUGCACAAAGACAUCCAAAACCGCGGACUCUAGACCCGACUGGCACGAUAUAUAGAUCUUGACGAUUUGGUGUUGGGUUCUUCGUCUCGACGAAGAGUCAACGCUCCCAGAUCAUCUUUCCCCGCAUUGUUCAUACUUUCUCAGAUCUCCGUCUCACUUCCUUUGUCUCCUCCAAACAACUAUUUUCAGAUGAUUUUCUUUGACAUAUAAGCUGAUGAAUUUGAGCAACAUGGAAACAGCUUCUAUGGCAACGGAAGAGAUAAGGAAAGAGAUUGUUAUUGGCACUGGGAAUUUAGAAUUGGCCUAUGACCAGUGGGUUGCCCUCCCUGUUUCUGGUACACAACCAUCCGCUCGAUACAAGCAUGCUGCAGCAGUUGUUGAUGAGAAGCUAUAUGUCAUUGGCGGAAGUCGUAAUGGUCGGUACCUGUCUGACGUUCAGGUUUUUGAUCUUCGAAGUCUGGCAUGGUCUAGUCUAAACCUGAAGAGUGAAAAUGCUGAUAAGUUGGGGGAUAGUAGUCCACAGGAAGCUCUUCCAGCCAUCUCCGAUCAUAGCGCGGUUAAGUGGGGAAACAAACUCCUCCUCCUCGGUGGGCAUUCCAGGAAACCUUCUGAUAGCAUGAUAGUGCGGUUCAUUGACCUAGAAACACACAUCUGUGGUGUGGUGGAGACCUCAGGGAAAGUUCCGGCAGCUCGUGGGGGACAUUCUGUGACGUUGUUCGGUAGUAGAUUGAUAGUGUUUGGUGGAGAAGAUAGGAGCAGGAGAUUGAUGAAUGAUGUCCAUGUCCUGGAUUUGGAGACAAUGACUUGGGAUGUGGUAGAGCCAAGGCAGACACCUCCAGCUCCGAGAUUUGACCAUACAGCUGCAGUACAUUCAGAGCGGUACCUUCUGAUAUUUGGAGGUUGUUCUCAUUCGGUCUUCUUCAAUGAUCUUCAUGUCCUGGACUUGCAGUCGAUGGAAUGGUCUCAACCAGAAAUUCCGAUUGACUUGGUGGCUCCUAGGGCGGGUCAUGCCGGUAUUACCAUUGAUGAGAAUUGGUAUAUUGUUGGUGGUGGAGAUAACAGGAAUGGUUGCCCAGAAACCCUGGUAUUGAAUACAACUAAGCUUGUUUGGUCAAUGUUGACGAAAGGAAAAGAAAGGGAUCCACUUGCCAGUGAGGGACUCAGUGUUUCCUCAGCAUUGAUUGAUGGGGAGAGGCAUUUGGUUGCUUUUGGUGGUUACAAUGGGAAAUAUAACUCUGAGGUCUUUGUCAUGAGACUCAAACAUAGAGACUCUUCACGUCCGAAGAUCUUUCAGUCACCAGCAGCUGCAGCAGCGGCAGCAUCUGUUACUGCUGCAUACGCACUGGCAAAAUCUGAAAAGUUGGAUUUCUCACAUUUCAAUUUGAGCUCCAAGGGAGUUGAAAAUGGGCUUGUAAAACAAGAUGUAACAAUUGAAAUUGAUGCACUGAAAGAAGAAAAGAAGACAUUGGAAAUGUCACUCGGAGAAGUCAGAGCAGAAAAUUCUAGGCUUUGUGAGAAGAUUGAUGAAGUAAAUGGUACACACGCUGAAUUGUCCAAAGAACUACGCUCUGUCCAAGGUCAACUGGUAGCUGAGAGAUCGAGAUGCUUCAAACUGGAGGCACAAAUUGCAGAACUGCAGAAGAUGCUGGAGUCCAUGCAGUCCAUAGAAAAUGAAGUGCAAUUGCUUAGGAGACAGAAGUCUGCAUUUGAAAAAGAACUGGAGCUUGGUAAAGCCAGCCAGAAGCAAGGUUCUGGUGGUGUCUGGAGUUGGAUAGCUGGGUGAACGGGCCACCGUAUCAGUUCCAACGGUCUGUACCUCAAAUUUGAAGAUAUGAAGUUUUUGGCAUUGGUAGCUUCCUGUCCAAAAACGUUACUUGUUUGAUCUCGAGCUGAAGCAGACAUCAGAGUGAUACUUACUUCAAGAUCCCCUGCUCUGAUGAGUGUGUCUGGCCACUGCGCCCAGGAAAAUAUUUCAAAAACACUUGUUAAUUCUUGGCCAUUAUAAGAACUUCCUUAGGACAUGUUCUAAUCAAACUAGAUAAAAGAUGCAGGCUAUUCUGUCAAAUUAUAGUUUUCCUUGGUCUAAUAGGAUAUUUUAUUUCAGUACUUUCUUGUGGCAUUGAGUAAUAAAAAUCUUUGUUUUACAAA